Messenger RNA from Spizellomyces punctatus DAOM BR117, 2936 nucleotides. RefSeq names its product CAMK/CAMKL protein kinase. Gene Ontology annotation, cellular component: cytoplasm. The transcript has 3 exons. Bases 460 to 2742 code for a protein of 760 amino acids. NCBI's taxonomy places the organism in Eukaryota, Fungi, Chytridiomycota, Chytridiomycetes, Spizellomycetales, Spizellomycetaceae. Gene Ontology annotation, biological process: protein phosphorylation; intracellular signal transduction. The record is from RefSeq and is a predicted model, not a curated record. Gene Ontology annotation, molecular function: ATP binding; protein serine/threonine kinase activity.
GAUACUCGUCGUUCAUUGUUCCGAUCUCCUCUUGACCCUCAAUUCUGUGAUGUAUCCUCAUCUUACAAGGCCAAAAAAAAGGCGAAUCAUAACCUCUUGACUAUAAUUGACCACAUUUUUUAGGGAGAGUGGCCCAUCGAGUGGAGUGGAAGAAAAAGUAAUUGCGUUUGAUGUGUUUUAACCUCGGCGUAAAAAAAAGGAAAUAGGGAUCACUCUGCAUUCAAAUAUCGAAAUCACAGGAAAACUCAUUGAAUCCGUCUUACGGAAAAGAAACGAGGGACUUCUCUUUUUUUUGCAACACGGGUUUCCGGGCCUUUUUUCUCUCUCCUUUGAAACCCAAAGUGAAGGGUCCUUGUGUGUGAUUUCAAGUACAAGACUCGCUUUCGAUUCCAUCUCCUGGGGCACCGCUUUCGUCGUUUUCCUCUCGAGCUGUUUUGACCUGUCCAACCGAAUUCCACCAUGUCAGAAGGAGAAUCGUUGUAUGCUCGGACAACGGCGGAGCGGAUUACAAAACCCAAGGCUGCGACCAUCGGAUACUAUGAUUUGGAGAAAGCCGUAGGGGAGGGCAACUUUGCCAAGGUUCGAUUGGCAACACAUACAUUGACCGGAGAAAAAGUCGCUGUCAAAAUCAUCGACAAGUCAAAGCUCGACAAAACAACGUCAAAAAAGCUGUUCAGAGAGGUCCGAAUCAUGAAGCUUUUGAAUCACCCUCACAUUGUCCGGCUGUACGAAGUCAUAGACACACCAAAAGAACUGUAUCUCAUCAUGGAAUACGCCAGUGGCGGAGAAAUCUUUGACUACCUAGUGGCCCAUGGACGAAUGAAAGAAAAGGAAGCACGCAGACAUUUUCGUCAAAUCGUUUCUGCUAUCGACUAUUGUCACUCUCUCCACGUUAUUCAUCGAGAUUUGAAGGCAGAGAACUUGUUAUUGGACGGAAAUAUGAAUGUCAAGAUUGCAGACUUUGGGUUCUCAAAUCAAUUUUCCCCGGGACAGAGGUUGAAUACUUGGUGUGGAUCACCUCCUUAUGCGGCUCCCGAGCUCUUUCAAGGAAAAGAGUACUCUGGUCCUGAAGUAGAUAUCUGGUCACUCGGUGUAGUCUUGUAUGUUUUGGUAUGCGGAGCGUUACCCUUUGAUGGCUCUACCCUAGCCAAACUGCGAGCCAGAGUAUUGGCUGGCAAAUUCAAAGUUCCGUUUUACAUGUCCACCGAUUGCGAACGGCUCAUCAAACGCAUGCUGCAACUGGAUCCCUCCAAACGAAUAACAUUGGAUCAAGUCAAGCAAGACAAGUGGUUCAACGAGGGUUAUGAGCAUGAGCCUCUUCCUGUCCCACAGGUGCUGAGUCUCACUCCGGAGCAGAUAAACCAUGUUUUAGAUGAGCUUGAAGAAAUUGGCCUGGACAGGGUAGCAGUCAAAAAAUCUCUGGACGAAGGUGUUUAUGAUCAUCUGUCUGCAACAUACUAUUUGAUUGCGGACAAAAACUUUAAACGCAAAACUGGAGAAGCUGGGCGUGAUAGCGAGCGUCCCGGGACUGGUGCCGCUGAAUCAGAGGCGAACAAGCCGCCUGGACCGGCACCUAAUGGACGCAGGGAAAGCAACGUGCCAGUUCUUCCCAACAUUACGCCCACGGCGUCUCGUAAACUGGCUGAAGCACCCAAUAUGAACGCAAUAGUUGAGGAAGGUGCAGCUGGUGGAUUGCCCAACGGCGUCGAAGCUCCAGCAAGGAGGGCCUUGAAUCCUAUCGAAAGGCCCGGGUCUGGCACACCUGAACGACAAAGGGCGAGAACAACAGAGCCACAGGAAAGUACUGAAGAUGCUGGACAUGCGGCACGACCUCCAUCUAGUAGUGGUGUUCGUGCGGCUGUGAAUGCCACCUCAACAGCUGCCCGCCGACGUGCAACGGUUUCCACUCCCGUUGCAGUAGCAGAUUUGAAAAAGGAGCUUUUACAAAACAAUAUGGCUGCGGCGGUAGCUGCCGCUCAAGGAUCUCCUACAUCAUCGACCGGAGUCGUUGCCGAAGAGAAUGUUCCAGAGGUGGUUGUCCGUCCACGACCCCGGCCAGCCCUUCCUUCAGCUGGCCGAGAACGUCCGGCCUCAUUUGCGGGAGUACCAUCCAACCCAGUCCCAGUCGCACAAGUUGCCAGUGAAAUGCACACCACAACGACCCAAGUGGUGCCACCCGCUGCAGCAUCUGUGGCCAUUGCUACUGUUUUGCAACCUUCUACGGUUCGCACCGCCACACGCAGAAACCGUGCUCAAACUAUCGAUUCGGCGGCUGCCCCCUAUGCCCUACAAGCCGCCGCGGGAGCUUCCGCUUCUAACGACUCUACCAACGCUACAUCACCGAGCCGUCCUACAUCUGCCCAUCCCUCCACGCUCUCUUCCUCGCAAUCCCAAUCCGGUUCUCAGCUAUCUCUGGCUGAGCGCCUUAAAAUCAAGUUCCGUAAAGAGGGUCAACGUGCCGAACCCCGCGUCCUCCGCUUCACAUUCUCUGUCUCGACCACGUCGACCAAAGAACCCGAAGCGAUUCUGACUGAAGUCCUCCGCGUUCUCACUGAGGCAGGCGUCAAAUUUGACGUUAACGGCUUUAUUGCGAGCUGUAGUUUCCAAGGCAUAGAUUUCGAGAUGGAAGUGUGCAAACUCCCGAGACUGGCUGUGAAUGGUCUUCGAUUUAAGCGAAUGAGUGGUGACUCGUGGGUGUACAAGAAUUUGUUGACAGAUCUGAUCUCAAAAAUGAAUUUGUGAUAACUUUUAAAUUCAUUCACAACGUUGGGAAUAGAUCUAAGGCAAAAAGUUCUUCGAUGGGUCCGUUAUUAAAUAGGUUGGAAAGAGGGGGAAAGCGGAGGUUGGGCACUCCUCUCUCAUUUUUCGUGUUUUGUUUACCCUUGCAGUCUUGUAUACCACUCCUUCUUUAAUAGAACAUCAUGUGUUCAAACUUA